AUGAAGAACUGCGUUAUACUAAAUUAUCAAGUUAUAGCGGGUAAAGAAUAUGAUCCUUUGUUAAGUAUUGAAGGAAGGAAAGUAGCUUUGCUCGAACGUCAAAUAAAGGCAAGAAAAGAAGCAGCCGAAGCUGAAGCAAUUGAAUUGCAGACGACAAUUGAGAAUAAGCUUGGAUAG
This is a messenger RNA of Scutellospora calospora, 177 nucleotides long. NCBI's taxonomy places the organism in Eukaryota, Fungi, Glomeromycota, Glomeromycetes, Diversisporales, Gigasporaceae. The record is from the annotation of a GenBank genome assembly.